AUGACCUGGGACGUACGACUGGCGCUGGCCCUGCUUGAGGCGACGUCCGACCCACAGGUCGGCGGAAAGUUCUGGCAUGUCUACGGCCGCUUGCUGCCUCUGCCACACACGGUGACGGUACCCUUCUGCCUGCCGGAGCGCCUCUUGGGCCAGCUACACAACAGCGGGAUGGCCGAGCGGGCUCGGAAGCAGGUCGAGCGGGUGCGCUCCCUGUACCCGGACCUGAUGCAGACGCUGCUCUCUCACCCCAAGACAGCCGUGUACGCGGCUAGGAAGACCGCCGAAGGCGAGGCGACGGCAGCAGCAGGAGAAGCGGCAACAACAGCGGCCACAAAAGAAGCGGCAGAAAAGGAGACGGAUGCGGUGCCGAUGGCUCUGCUUUGGGCGUUCGCGAUGGUGCGGAGCAGGGCGUUCGCGGCCAACGGCGAUCGUUUCGCGUUCGUGCCCUUUCUGGACAUGGCCAACCACGGCUUCGCUGACCCGGCCGCGAACUUCACGUACAUUAGCGGAGGAGAAUCACAACCGGGCGUGUUCCAGCUCCAAGCGAUGCGCAAUAUCAGCGCCGGGGAAGAGGUUACCAUUUCGUACGGAGAACAGCUGAAUGCCGAGCAGCUGAUGGUGCAGUACGGCUUCCCCGCGCCCCCGAACGUGCCGCUCGAGCGUCCACUGUGUGGCUCGGACGCUCUCGUCCGAGACACCGCAGCGGUAGCCAUGGCGGAGGGGAAACAGACGGCGGGAGCGGCGACGGCGACGGCGGCUGCGGGUGAAGGCGUUGUAGGAGGCGGGAAUGCGGGGGGUCUCCCUGCGGCGGCGGCCCAAGAAAAGGAGGAAGAACGAGGGUCGCGGGGUGCGUUGUCUGAGGCGGAAAGGGUAGGGCUAAUGAACGAGCUGUUCCUGCGCGCGCAGCAGCGGUUCGCGAGGGAGGCCGGUGGUGACGAGCGACGGUUUGAGAUAGGGGUCCGAAAGGUGCUCCCGCUUAUUCCGCCGAUCGCGACCAAGAUCGGAGAGCUCAUGGGCGACGGGGAGGACGGGAUGAUCAAAGGCGCUGAGCUCUACCUCGAGGAGUUGCAAGCGUACCGGUCCGAAAACUUUCCGUCUACGGAAGAGCAGGACAGAGAACUGCUCAGCUAUUGCAUGGGCAACGGCAGAGGGAAAGUGGACCCGCGGUUGGCGGACGUAGUGCGGUACCGCCUCGGCAGAAAAGAGGCGCACUCGACGGCCGCGGGAAUCCUCGAGGAGUUCACGGCGCCGGCACCGUCGACACCGUCGACACCGCCAGCUAGUGAUGCAACCGACCCUCCGCAGGAGGCUCAGGAGGAGGAGUAGAUGGCGGGGUGUAGAGAUAGAGGAAACUGCGGACACGGUGUCUUUAGGGUACACCCAACGGCAGAGAGAGUUGGGGCAAUGGAAAAUCCAUGCGGUUGCUAGAGGCCGGUGGUGACCACGUCACGGGGGGGGGCACCGGCGGAGAGAGGGCGCAGCGGGAGAACUCCGCCGACGGGCGGGCGGUUGAUCGAGACAGCCUCAUUCCGCCAUCGCGGGCGUCCGGGGACGAUAAGAUGUUCUCCCAAGAUGCAUUAGAACGGUGGAGUCUGUAAUUUUUGGGGAUUUUGUGCACCAAUGCGCCCAGAAUCGCGUCUAUCAAUGGAAGAAAGGUGCAAGGGAUUGCUAGUUAUCGGUGAGGGGUACACUGUUGUUUGGUAGCAAUACCGCCGCUGAUCUGCGGGUGACUGCGUUCCGUGAGUGUCUCUUGUGCGAUAGGUUGUUGGGUUGCCAUUGGUGCGAGGAGUAGGAAGGAUGAGCAGCAAGGGGAGAAUUUGUGGUGGGGCAUGAAGCGUGUAUGCCGAGCUGGGGUGACCCGGGGCGUUCUAUCGACCAGGCGGGGUCGACUGCAGCGGAGAGUUGAGAAGGCAGGGGAAUGGAACGUCGACGACUCUCGACAGUUUUUUUUGUCGUUUUUUUUUUGCGGCCGCGGGCACAGCUAUGGUGUGGUGGCAUUGCUCAAGUGCAUUUUGAACUCUAUCGCCGUGCGUAUUGUCGAGAGCGAAACCCUGGCGAGGCGGCAGAAUUCACCAAGGUCAGCCGCCAUCUGUCUUUCGAAAUCCCACCUUCUUUUGCACUACUAGAUGGUUAUCCUGGUGUCAUUAGGCGGCUUUCGACGGCGGCACCUUAUGAACCAACUUUCUUUGCCUUUUGGAGGUUCAAUCGCUCGAGGGAGGAUGAACCGGUCCGGGAUUUUGUUGUCUUCGUCAUGUAUAUCCUCUUCGUUAGCUACCACAUUGACAAAGGGGCAUUCAUUCUCUGUUAACACCGGCGACACGGUCCACUAUCGCCCACCGUAUUUAGUGUACGUAGCAAUCGCGUUGAGAGUGUGCACACAAAUACCAAACCGGGAGAAACAUGGCAGGGGUCCGGGUUUCCCCGCUGCGAAGGCGCCGGAC
Messenger RNA from Ectocarpus sp. CCAP 1310/34, 2441 nucleotides. Lineage: Eukaryota; Phaeophyceae; Ectocarpales; Ectocarpaceae. The record is from the annotation of a GenBank genome assembly.